UCUACAUUAUCCUACAGCUAGAAAUCAAAAAGACUUCAUGUAUUUUUUGUCCAUUUGUUGCACAAAAGGAAUUGAUACAGGUCAUGUACAGGACAGUGUUACAGUUAUCAGUACCAUUGUUUGUUGUAUAUAUACAUAAGGUAGAUACCGUGCCACAUGGCCGAUUUCCACACAACAUUUGAUCAAGAAAACAAACAGAGUCGCGCUAUAUAUAAAACUACUGAGCUCAGCAGUCACAUUACCUCACCAUUACUGGUACAACAUGGCAGCCCCGUCCAUGCUUCUCCUGCUUCUUGGUAUUGCAGCUGUGUGCAAAGCAGCCACCGGUGUCACCAGAUGUACUUCUACCUUUGACUGCCAGUGGGGCACACAGUGCUGCCAGAAAGACGGAGAGCCGUGGUCCUUCUACUGGUACUAUAACGGCGGCACGUUUUCAGACUCUGACCUGGGAACGUGCGGGGCUCUGGGGCAGGAGGGACAGAUCUGCUUCGCCACCAACUCGUACGACCCCUGCACCUGUGCCACUGGCCUGAUGUGCUGCCCCUCGGUCGAGCCGGUCGACCCCCCGCCAGGCUGGCCCUCAGGCUUCCCGUUCCGCGCCCACACCUGUCAGCGCGGUGGAGACCCUUACGCCUGCAUCUAGGCCGUCAUGCAAA
Branchiostoma belcheri (Belcher's lancelet) is the source of this 656-nucleotide messenger RNA. RefSeq lists its product as uncharacterized. NCBI's taxonomy places the organism in Eukaryota, Metazoa, Chordata, Leptocardii, Amphioxiformes, Branchiostomatidae. The transcript has 3 exons. The coding region runs from base 263 to 643 and encodes 126 amino acids. The record is from RefSeq and is a predicted model, not a curated record.